UUUUUUUAAGAGAGUAAAGAGAAAACUGAAGAGAAGCACAAGCGGAAAAGGCACGUGAGAAGCACGUGGACUGAGCUGGGGCGAGUUAGCGUUUUAGGACUGCAGAGAAGAGAACAACCAGUCUUCGUCCCCAAAAACCCAACUGCCAAAUGCUCGGAUCCAUUAUUUUUCACUCUCUGAAUUUUCCCCCAAUUCUUCAAUUUCCACUCUAGGGUUUUCUGCUCUAACCCCUCUUUUCAAUUCUCGUAAGACACUUUCUCACCAAUCUCCUCGUGAUCAAGAUUCAAGCCCAAGGUUUGUUGAGUAAGGGAGCUUUAAGGAGUUCGUUUUUAUCACUAGAAAAAUGAAUUACUUGAUGGGAGCUUUCAAACCUUCUUGCAACAUAUCAAUCACAUUUAAUGAUGCAAAAACCCGCAAGCAGGUUCCAUUCAAGAAGGAAAAUGGUCAAACAGUGAUGGUCCCACUAUUUCAAAGUCAAGAAAACAUUUCUGGCAAGGUCUCUGUAGAGCCAGUUCCAGGAAAGAAGGUUGAACACAAUGGUAUAAAGGUUGAGCUUCUCGGUCAGAUAGAGAUGUACUUUGACAGAGGCAACUUUUAUGAUUUUACUUCCCUUGUUCGUGAACUGGACAUUCCUGGAGAAAUAUAUGAAAAGAAGACAUUUCCAUUUGAGUUUUCUACAGUAGAAAUGCCUUAUGAGACAUACAAUGGGGUGAAUGUGAGGCUAAGGUAUGUAUUAAAAGUGACAAUUAGCCGUGGUUACACUGGAAGCAUAGUGGAAUACCAGGACUUUAUGGUUCGUAACUACACCCCACCUCCAUCAAUUAACAACAGCAUCAAGAUGGAAGUUGGAAUUGAAGAUUGCCUGCACAUUGAGUUUGAGUACAACAAAAGCAAAUAUCAUCUGAAAGACGUUAUUAUUGGGAAGAUCUACUUUCUUCUAGUAAGAAUUAAGAUUAAAAAUAUGGAUUUGGAAAUCCGGCGUCGAGAGUCUACUGGUUCAGGGACCAAUACACAUGUUGAGACUGAAACGCUAGCUAAGUUCGAAUUGAUGGACGGUGCUCCAGUCAGAGGUGAAUCAAUUCCAAUCAGACUGUUUCUCAGUCCUUACGAACUGACACCAACACAUCGAAAUAUCAACAACAAAUUCAGUGUCAAGUAUUAUCUGAAUCUCGUUCUGGUUGAUGAAGAGGACAGACGGUACUUUAAGCAGCAGGAGAUCACAAUAUACAGGCUGGAAGAAAAUUCCUGAAUACUCAUCCUAAAUGCUAUCAGCAUUCAACUAGUGACACUCUUGUAAAGCCUUGUCUUGAACUUUAGAACAUAUUUUGGUGGUGUGAGCGUCUCGAUUGUUCAGGAGGCGCUGUAAUGGCUUCUCGUUCUUGUUGAUGUCUUGCGGGUUUUUCUUAUUUCGCAUAUGGUUGCAAAAUUGUGUAAAUGGGGCGAUGCAGAGAAGCAGGAGAGUCUUGCCUAUUUGAUUUUGUGUUUAAAAAAGGUGUUAAAACAUUGAUAGGAUGCUCAACUUUUGAGUUUUGAUUUACCAUGGCAGGAUGAUAAUAGGAAGAAAUUCUAUUUCUUUUACCUUUUUCUUGAAUAACUGGUGCUUUUCUAUAUUUUGAAAGUAAACUAGACACUGUAAACAAUGAAUACUUGUGGGGUCUCUCUUGGGAAUUUAUGAUGACUGCUUUAUAUA
This is a messenger RNA of Humulus lupulus (European hop), 1690 nucleotides long. RefSeq names its product vacuolar protein sorting-associated protein 26A. Gene Ontology annotation, cellular component: endosome; retromer complex. The coding region runs from base 344 to 1249 and encodes 301 amino acids. Gene Ontology annotation, biological process: retrograde transport, endosome to Golgi; intracellular protein transport. The record is from RefSeq and is a predicted model, not a curated record. NCBI's taxonomy places the organism in Eukaryota, Viridiplantae, Streptophyta, Magnoliopsida, Rosales, Cannabaceae. The transcript has 12 exons.